ACUUUUCAGCUAUCAUAUUUCGGGCAAAUUUCACAAUGCACUGGUGAAGAUUGGCUGGAUACAUCGUUGGUACUGAGCACAGCACGGCCAUCACUUGCUGGUACGAUGCCAACAUUGGGCACACUAAAUGCUGAAUUCUACAAACCACCACCACGACGAAUCUACCAUCCACAUCGCCCUUCUCAACGCUCACUUUUUGGAAGUAUACAACCAAUGAGGCAAGUGCAGUAA
This is a messenger RNA of Gongylonema pulchrum, 231 nucleotides long. Lineage: Eukaryota; Metazoa; Nematoda; Chromadorea; Rhabditida; Gongylonematidae. The record is from the annotation of a GenBank genome assembly.